CCCGCACCACCCUGUCGUCCAAGCUGCUGACCCACCACAAGGACCACUUUGCCAAGCUGGCUGUGGAGGCCGUGCUCCGGCUGAAGAGCUCCGGUAACCUGGAGGCCAUCCACGUCAUCAAGAAGCUCGGCGGCAGCCUCAUCGACUCCUACCUGGACGAAGGCUUUCUGCUGGACAAGAAGAUUGGUGUGAACCAGCCCAAGAGGCUCGAGAACGUCAACAUCCUCAUCUCCAACACGGGCAUGGACACCGAUAAGAUCAAGAUCUUCGGCUCCAGAGUGCGUGUGGACUCCACGGCCAAGGUGGCGGAGAUAGAGAUGGCUGAGAAGGAGAAGAUGAAGGAGAAGGUGGAACGGAUCCUCAAGCACGGGAUCAACUGCUUCAUCAACAGACAGCUGAUCUACAACUACCCAGAGCAGCUGUUUGCUGCGGCAGGCGUCAUGGCCAUAGAACACGCGGACUUCUCCGGAGUGGAGCGCCUGGCUCUCGUCACGGGGGGAGAGAUCACGUCCACCUUCGACCACCCCGAGCUGGUGAAGUUGGGCCACUGCAAGCUGAUCGAGGAGGUGAUGAUCGGCGAGGACACUCUGAUCCACUUCUCAGGAGUGGCCAUGGGUGAGGCGUGUACCGUGGUGCUGCGUGGAGCCACACAGCAGAUCCUGGACGAGGCCGAGAGGUCUCUCCAUGAUGCCCUGUGUGUCCUGGCUCAGACCGUCAAGGAGACACGUACCGUCUACGGAGGAGGCUGCUCUGAGAUGCUGAUGGCCAAGGUGGUGACAGACCUGGCUCUCAGGACACCGGGCAAAGAGGCUGUGGCCAUGGAGUCCUUCGCCAAAGCUCUUAGGAUGCUGCCCACCAUCAUCGCAGACAACGCCGGCUACGACAGUGCUGAUCUGGUGGCCCAGCUGAGAGCUGCUCACCAGGAGGGGAAAACCACCAUGGGUCUGAAUAUGAACCAGGGUACCAUCGGUGACAUGUCAGAGAUGGGGGUGACGGAGAGCUUCCAGGUCAAGAGGCAGGUUCUGCUGUCUGCUGCCGAGGCUGCAGAGAUGAUCCUCCGCGUCGACAACAUCAUCAAGGCUGCGCCCAGGAAGCGAGUACCAGACCAUCACCCCUGUUAAUACCACCAGGAGGAAGAGGAGGGGGGGUGAGGAAGAGGAGUUGCUGGUAGGGGAAGGGGAACAGAAAAGCCUGUAUUUAUGAUACUCCUGUCCAAGGCUGUGUACCAUACGUCACUUUGAAAUAAAAAACCCUGAUGUGUUCUGUACCGUU
Messenger RNA from Oncorhynchus tshawytscha (Chinook salmon), 1272 nucleotides. RefSeq names its product chaperonin containing TCP1, subunit 2 (beta). Gene Ontology annotation, molecular function: ATP-dependent protein folding chaperone; ATP hydrolysis activity; ATP binding. Gene Ontology annotation, cellular component: cytosol; chaperonin-containing T-complex. Lineage: Eukaryota; Metazoa; Chordata; Actinopteri; Salmoniformes; Salmonidae. The record is from RefSeq and is a predicted model, not a curated record. Gene Ontology annotation, biological process: protein folding.